AUGCAGGCUCGGAAAAGAAAGAAAAUGCAGCCUUUGCUGCAGUCACUCGCGCCGGUCUUCCAGGACGCUUACCACGAUGCCGCAGCCGUGGCGGCUACCUCGGCAGUGAGCGCUCAGCCCCCACUGCCUGAGAGGACAGCGCUGGCCGCCACCGUCAGCUGUCGUCAGCCUCCGAAGCACCCACUUGGCUGCCCACUACGUGUUUUCGCGCGGCUGCACAGACAAGUUGUUACUUCCGCUGCGCCCGCCGUCAUAUUGAGCGCGCGCUCCCUGCGGCGCGCACUGCUUCUGUUUGCUCCCCAGUGUCGACAGCGGACAAUGCAGCCGGCGGGCGUAAUUGCCACAGUGGCAGCUCUGCUUGCAGCAAACGGGACCUCCUCGGUGCUGGACUGCGUCUGCAGCCACCUCGACUCUGGCAGAAUCUCUGAAAGUUUCCGUACAGCUAUCACGCUAUGGGACUACUGUGUUGAUGAAGAUUGGCUACUGGGGUUCCCAACGUGCGACAGCCUGGAGCAGCCGCCCCCUCCGUGGUCAGCUGCGCAGCGCUUGGCAGCCCGGCUCUGGGACUCCGCACUGCCGCCGCCGCCAGCAGGUGGAGCGGAGGAGGGAGGUGGGUGCGCCGGCGCCCUGGCGCAGCUCCGCCCCCUCACGUUGGGCGAAUCCAUGGAAGUCCUCGUGGAGCUCGACUGCCAGAUCGCUGACGACUGUAUCGACUCCCGCUGUGUACCGAGGUUGAACAACAUGGAAUGGAACGUGACAACGCUGCAAACAAAUGAUCUGAGGCAUCAUAUCCUGUCCCAGUCAGCGUAUGCUGUUCGACGCAUCACAAAAGCCAUGGCCAGCAGAGUGAAUUGUGAGUGGUGGCGUCAUGUUCAGUUUGAGUGGAGGGAUAAACCUGAACUGCAGGCCCAGGCGGCUGUUUUCCGGGAACGACUCUCCAGCUACUGGCGGGACUUGGCGCAGCUGCUCUCACUCGAUGCGACCCUCGCCUCGCAGCUGUUGGUUCCCCUCGCAUUCGAACGAAUGGGUAACCACGCAAGUGAUCAGCAACUCCACGGUUGGAUUAAGGACAUGGAACGUGUGAAAAACAUGCUGCGCACGAAAUUAACCGGAUGGGUACAUGACAUGCAAUUAGCCAGCAAACAGGUGGAGCACUACGAGGUGGAAGAAGACAAGGACAGGCCAGGGCACUUGAUACUCAGGCGGCCGCUGUUGAGUGAACGCCUGCUGCGCUAUCAGCCGUGGAGCCCCUCCUUUGACGACGACUUCAGUGCGCUGUGCGAGGAGCGGCAGCCAGAGGCGUCGCAAAUGUUCAGCCUCGCUGACGAUCUGUACACCUUCCAUCGUGUCUACUGGUACACUGCACCUGAGUACAUCGAUGCAUUCUACGAAGAUGACGUCAAGAUUGUAGAGGAGGAGUGGCAGCUGGAGGACAGAAGCCACGCUACGCUCUCCGUGAACACUGACUGCGUGCAGCUGUUGGUGAACGCCCUGGACCACCCCACGUGUCCGCUGGAAGACCUGCCACUGGAAGCCGUUAAGCAGCGCGAGCAGUGCCGCGAGCAGCUGUGGGACGACGUGGUGCAGAGGUCGCCCCACAUACCCGUCACCAGCUACCUGGCCUACACGCAGAGGAUAAACGUCAACCUCUGUCUGCUGGCCUGGAUGGCUGUCAACUCGUACGGCAUUUGUCAGGACGUCCCGUUUACGCAGCGCCAAGCCAACCCUGGCCCGCUUUGCCUGACGUCACAAGAGCGCGCCGCGGCCUUCUCUUUAGGUGGUGGCGGCCAGAGCCGACACGGGGCGCACUGGGGGCGCUUAGCGGCCCACCCAGACAAGCGUCCUGCACCACCGGGGCACGCGUAA
Messenger RNA from Schistocerca americana (American grasshopper), 1866 nucleotides. RefSeq lists its product as uncharacterized. The record is from RefSeq and is a predicted model, not a curated record. The transcript is spliced from 9 exons. Lineage: Eukaryota; Metazoa; Arthropoda; Insecta; Orthoptera; Acrididae. The coding region runs from base 1 to 1866 and encodes 621 amino acids.